Molecule: messenger RNA, 684 nt
Organism: Cuscuta campestris
Lineage: Eukaryota; Viridiplantae; Streptophyta; Magnoliopsida; Solanales; Convolvulaceae
Source: the annotation of a GenBank genome assembly
AACUGAUGCUCUGCCCCUUCGGUGGACUCUGACGGGCAAGUCGGUCCUCUGCCAAAAGGCCGAAACGAGUGCUCUCUGCCAGUCAGCCCUCUGCAAACCCUGCCGGUUUGCCAUCCGGGGUCACAAAUCCAAAAGGGGAAACCCCUGCCUCUUUCCCUCUGGAUGUUCUAUGGGCCUGGGGGUGCAUAUGCAAUGUUUUCCGGGAAGGAUGCGAGCAGAGCCUUGGCUAAACUGUCAUUUGACCCUAAGGAGAUAAACGGGAACCUGGAAGGGCUAUGUGACUCAGAGCUUGAAACACUGCUAGAUUGGGAGUGCAAGUUCAUGGUGAAGUAUGCCAAGGUGGGUCAACUCGUUCCCUGUGAUCCGCCCCGCCACGGCAAUGGAGAAACUGGAGAAGCAGAGACAACAAGUGUUCAACAAUUACAUUGAGCUUUGUCGUUUGGGUGUUUGUGUGUGUGUGUAUAUAUGGGUGAACAGAUGAAGCUUUAGUUGUUUGUGUUAACCAGCACGGCAGAGGAACAUUAUUAUUAUUAUUGCUUGGCUAUCCAUGCUGCAACUGCAAUACCCUUGGGUUUGGUUAUUUGUUUGCGAGCUCGAGCUUCGGGUUCCGGGUGCUACGCCCAGUCCCUUUACUUUAAACGUUCUGUCUAGUUUGACUUUUUGUAAUCAAAUCGAAUGAAUUUU